Molecule: messenger RNA, 1891 nt
Organism: Capsicum annuum
Lineage: Eukaryota; Viridiplantae; Streptophyta; Magnoliopsida; Solanales; Solanaceae
Exons: 3
Coding region: 1363-1692 (109 amino acids)
Source: RefSeq, a predicted model, not a curated record
CAAAAUGACCCGGCCCACAAACAAAUAUACAUCUGAUAGAUUACACCUACUCAACCUUCUAGAAAUAUCAAGCAGAAAGGCAAAGUGAAGCAAAUUCAAUCUGUCCUUUAUCUUCCUCUUUGCCAAUGUUGAUUUUUGUUGGUGUAUCCUCAUGACCUUGAGCUAAGACUCUUGCUACCAUUUUCAGUGCUGAGAUUUGAUGUUGAACUCUUUCUCUCCGCCAUUUCAGUAACAAGCUCAACUAAGUUGGCUAAGUUUUGAUCUUACUCUCCUCUUUUUCAAUUGAUAAGUUAACCCUAAAGAUUCAAGCUCGAUUACUUUAUCUUCACUUGUUUGAGCUGGCUGUCACUUAUUUUUUGUUGUUAUCUAUACAUUCUGCAACUUAAUCCUUUCCACCGCUAAUUUUGUUACUGAAUUUGUCAAUAGGUUGACCCUUUUACAAUUUUCCUUCAUGUUUCUUUAAUUGUGGAUUUAAUUUCUUCCCAAAAUUAAUACCACCACCUAAUCUCCGAAAUUAGAAUUUUGGGCUUAAGUUAUUAGAUGUCUAUAAUUUAAUCUACUUGUUACCAUAUAUAAGAUCUUUUAAGAAUGAUAUUUUAUUUGUUACCAAAAAAUAUAGAUUUUAUUGUCAUAUUCUAUGAAUAAUAUAAUAAAUUUAAUAUAUAAAUAGAAUUGGCUACAGUAAAUUAUUUUUGUUGGUGAUUCACUUAAUAAAUUACUCAACAAUUUACGUGGGUUGUGGUAAUGGACUCUUGUUAGUGGGUUGUGGCCUAAAAUAUAGUACACUAUUUUUUGCUUUCGCCAAAAUCUAACUUGGGAAAUUUUUUCCAAGAAUUUUUUUGCGCUCUUUUAUAGUUUUCACUUUAGUUUGUUAGGUCUUCACUUCUGCUUUAUGGUUUUGUUGCCGUUGAAGGAAAAAAUUGUAAGUAAAAUUUGUCCUGCAUUAGUAAAUGCUCUCCACCUUAAUUUUCUUCUAUUUGGUUUGAUUUUUGUUUCCUGCCAUAUGUUACCUAGGAAUUUUGUGUCUAGCUAUUGAACGGGGAAGAUACUGGUAAUCUCUCUUCUCCAGGUAGUAAUCUCUCUUUCCCAUACUAGUUGAUUCUCUCUUCAUGUUAAUUUUGUCCUAUUUAGCUUGAUUUUGGUUUUCUGUUGUUUGUAACUUGGGGGGUUUUCAUUUUCCGAUUAGAAUUUGUUAUCUGCUUUUUCUCCUGUCUUUGCUUCUUUUUAGUUUGCUUAUGUUUUCAAGUUGUGAAAGCAGCCUCAAAUUUUUAUCAAAAUCCUUUCGAUGAUUUGAAUUAUAGAAAUUUAAAAUUGUCGCUCAAACUGUGCUUAAGAUCAUGAUAUCCCUAAUUUUGAGAAGUCAUGGAAUCUCGUCUAGUUUGUGAGCUAAAAAUGUUAAAGGAAGGCAUUCUGGCACUUGUAUCUAUGCAAAGUGGCCAGGCUACACUUCCAGUUGCAAUUUCAAACCUUAUUGAUGCUUCAAAUACUUCUGAUGACGCAGGUCCUUCAAGUGCUGUGGACACCAUCAUGUUUACCAAAUCUGGAUCGAAAGGAAUGCACGCAGAUUCAAGGCUCAAUGUAAAGAACAACACCCAGUUGAUCAAAGACAUCUGCCUUCAAGUAAAUAUUAAAGGCCAACAACUGCGCAAAUGGCAGGACAUACUAACAAGCUUGAAUCACUAUCCGGUCUAAUGUAAUGCAGUUUGGAAUUGUAAUAGUUAGAAAGGACAGGAAAGUAUUGUAAUUCAAAUGUUCUGGUUGGAAUAAAAAAAUUUCUUUCGAUCAAAAAUGACUUAUUAUCUUUUGUUUCUUCAAUACACACGAUGAAUAGUGAAUAUUUGAAGUUAAAAUUUCAAAGGUCAUCCAGUCACUUGUUUGACAGAUUCGCGAA